GGGUCGCUCGAGAGCAAGAAGCGCGCGACGCUCUACGUCGUCGCGCAGCUCCUCAAGAUCUACUUCAAGCUGAACCUGCUCAAGCUCGCCCAGCCGCUGAUCCGGCCGCUGGAGGCGACGGCGGGCCGGUCCGGCGCCUUCGACUCGCGGAAGAUCUUCCCCCAGGGCGACGUCGUCGCGUACCGGUUCUUCGUCGGCCGGCUCCGCAUGUUCGAGGACCAGUACGGCGCGGCGGAGGAGCACCUCAUCUACGCCUUCGCGCACUGCGACGCGUCGAGCCGGCGGAACAAGCGCGCGAUCCUCGAGUUCCUGCUGCCCGUGCGGCUCCGCCGCGGCGCGCUCCCGCGGCGCGCGCUCCUCGAGAAGCACGGCCUCGCGGCGCUCGCGCCCCUCGUCGACGCCGUGCGCUCCGGGGACCUCGGCACCUUCAACGCGGAGCUCGCGAAGAACCAGAUGGCCUUCGUGCGCCGCGGCACCUUCCUCCUCCUCGAGAAGGUGAAGAUCCUCGUCUACCGCAACCUCUUCAAGAAGAUCUACCUCGUCCAGGGCAAGGCGACGCAGCUCAAGCUCCACCUCUUCCAGCGCGCCUUCGCCUGGCUCGGCUGCCCGACGGACAUGGACGAGGUCGAGUGCAUCCUCGCGAACCUCAUCUUCAAGGGCCUCAUCAAGGGCUACAUCUCCCACCAGAAGCAGACCCUCGUGCUGUCGAAGAAGGACCCGUUCCCG
Messenger RNA from Aureococcus anophagefferens, 726 nucleotides. RefSeq lists its product as hypothetical. Gene Ontology annotation, biological process: poly(A)+ mRNA export from nucleus; transcription elongation by RNA polymerase II; post-transcriptional tethering of RNA polymerase II gene DNA at nuclear periphery. NCBI's taxonomy places the organism in Eukaryota, Pelagophyceae, Pelagomonadales, Pelagomonadaceae. Gene Ontology annotation, cellular component: transcription export complex 2. Gene Ontology annotation, molecular function: RNA binding; double-stranded DNA binding. The record is from RefSeq and is a predicted model, not a curated record. The annotation marks the transcript as partial. The transcript has a single exon.